Microdochium trichocladiopsis is the source of this 808-nucleotide messenger RNA. RefSeq lists its product as uncharacterized. The transcript is spliced from 2 exons. The record is from RefSeq and is a predicted model, not a curated record. NCBI's taxonomy places the organism in Eukaryota, Fungi, Ascomycota, Sordariomycetes, Xylariales, Microdochiaceae. The coding region runs from base 169 to 588 and encodes 139 amino acids.
CAUAGCCUCAAGCAUCUCUAUAUAAGACGCCAAGCUUCCCCCCUUCAAAACGUUAAACACCAGGGCAUCAACAUCAUCGAGCACUCCAACUCCCUUACAAGAGCAUCCCGCAUCCAAAUUCAGUUCCAUCAGUCCUUGAAUUUCAAGUUCCUUGCACCAUUUCUCAAAAUGAAGCCCUCCACACUCCUCUUCGUUGCUAUUAACUACCUCGGCUUAGCCUCCGCAGCAGCCAUCACCCCCGACGAUACUUUGCCCGCCAUAGAGAAGCGAGCAUGCUUCGACAGCGGAGCUAGCUGGGGAAGCCAGAGAGGCACUGCCUUGACCCGCGCCCAGACGGCUUGCAACGGCCCCCUCAAGGGCACAUACCAGAAGCGCGAAACCCGCCCUGAAUGCUACAGCAUCGGCGGCGGUAAGAUCGUCAGGUUCACUGUCGGUCUCACUGGCCCCAAUGCUCCUGAGGAGCGCAACCUCGGCUACGCCGAGUGCCUCGACGGCCUUACGAGUGAGAUCAUCAGCUGCGGAAAGGGAGGUGACACCACCUACGGGAGAUGGCGCUACAGGGCCGAUCCCAACGUGGGAACCUGCUAAUGUCAUCAAGUGCUAUUGGCCCCGUAGUGCCUGGGAGGUGGAGGGGUCCAAGGGAGCAAGACCGGGUGCAGGGUCUUACUGGACAAUUUUCUCUCCCCUGGAUUGGAUGUGAGACCCCUGGGAAGACAGAUCCUGACUGAGAAAUUAGCCAGCUCCGGGUAGUAACUAGGGUAUCCCAACCUUCCUAUCCCAAUUAGGCUUAACCCUUCCGAUUGUCUCC